CUGCCCCACCUGUAGGUGAGCAGUGUUGUGUGAGGUCUAGGCCAUUCCUCAUCUUUGUGCCAGCACAGUAAGUGGCAGCUUCCUGGAGCUGCUCUGUACCUUCAGGAGUGCCGCAGAUCCUGUUUAGAAUCAAGAGCCCUGAGCAGGAGCCACCAUGCAGUGCUUCAAAUUUAUUAAGGUCAUGAUGUUCCUCUUCAACCUGCUCAUCUUUCUAUGUGGAGUAGCCCUGUUGGCUGUGGGAAUCUGGGUGUCUGUUGAUGGGACGUCCUUUCUGAAGAUGUUUGGGUCACAGUCAUCAAGUGCCAUGCAGUUUGUCAACGUGGGCUACUUCCUCAUUGCGGCUGGUGCUGUGGUCUUUAUUCUUGGUUUCCUGGGCUGCUACGGUGCUCACUCUGAGAACAAGUGUGCGCUCCUGAUGUUCUUUGUCAUCCUCCUCAUCAUCUUCAUUGCUGAGAUUGCAGCUGCUGUGGUUGCUUUGGUGUAUACCACAAUGGCUGAACAAUUGCUGACAUCGUUUGUAGUGCCUGCCAUCAAAACAGACUAUGGUUACAAGACUGAAUUCACCCAAGUGUGGAACUCUACCAUGCAAGGGUUGAAGUGCUGUGGUUUCAAUAACUACACAGAUUUUAACACCUCAACUUACUUCCAAGAGACUAAAGUCUUUCCUCCGUACUGUUGUUUCAACUCUACCAGUGGGACACUCGAGGAACCAUGCAAUGAGGAAAAGGCCAAAGAUUUAGAAGUACAGGGGUGUUUCAAACAGCUUCUGCAUGACAUCAGAACCAAUGCAGUCACCGCAGGUGGUGUGGGAGUUGGAAUUGCAGCCCUGGAGCUGGCUGCCAUGAUUGUAUCCAUGUAUCUAUACUGCAAUCUGAAAUAAGACUGCUUUCUGCUUGCCACUUGCUGCUGCCACAUGGAAACCAGGAAGAGGUACAGCUGAGCAGCAGUGGUCCUGGUGGAGAUGAAACCUAACAAUGUUGUUUUGGGCUGGAGUGGAUUUGCCUUUGCUGCUCUAGACUUUGGGUGAAACAUGACCACCUCUUUCAGGCUGUGUCUGCCUUGGUCUACUGGGGCGGGGCUGAGGGGACAUCUCUUCCAGAGUCUCUGAAGCAGCUACUUCUGCCCACCUUCCAAGUAUCCUCUUCAACCCUUGCCACUCCCUUAGUAUAAACGCUGCUCUUGAUGAUCCCAGCACUCCACUGGUGGAUGAUGGCACUUACAGCCUGGGCACAAUCGAGUCCAGCAAAGUCACAGAAUGGAUGUGUAAAAGGCAUUUUGGAACCUAUAAACCAAUGAAAAUAUUUCGAUUUGGACUCUG
Messenger RNA from Phodopus roborovskii (desert hamster), 1318 nucleotides. It is a transcript of the gene Tspan1, whose product is annotated as tetraspanin 1. The transcript has 8 exons. NCBI's taxonomy places the organism in Eukaryota, Metazoa, Chordata, Mammalia, Rodentia, Cricetidae. Gene Ontology annotation, cellular component: membrane. The record is from RefSeq and is a predicted model, not a curated record. Bases 155 to 880 code for a protein of 241 amino acids.